AUGGCAUCGAUCAUACUAUCGACCACCAGGAACCCGAUCAGAAGCACCGGAAAACAACAACUGAUACCACUCUUAAACCAACUCAGAGCAGUGACUAUUGAUGAUGGACGACUGAUCGGACUACCAACGACAACCACAGACUUCUCCUCGAUCAGCCGAGUCUUCCAGUCGAUCAAACAAAACCUCUGCCAAUCUCUCGCCGCAAUCUCUUCGUCGAUCCUUCACCCUCAUCAAUCGUCAUCGGCAUCAUCUUCAUCAUCAUCUUCUGCUGCUGCUGCUGCUACGGCUACCACCAUCGACCCUUACUUCUUUUACGACUUUGGUGGACUCUUGAAAGCCGUACCUAAGAAAAAAGUCUCGCAUUCGAGGAAACGGAUGCGUUCUGCCCAUAAAGGAAUCCAGCCUAACCUCAGUUUGGGAGUUUGUCCGGCUUGUGGGGAACCCAAACGACAACACUUCUUGUGUCUCCAUUGUUAUGCAGAUAAAGUCCUCGAACGUAGUAAGAGCAUCAAGACGCCUUGGGAAAAAGGGAUCACUCCUUGA
Messenger RNA from Puccinia graminis f. sp. tritici CRL 75-36-700-3, 543 nucleotides. RefSeq lists its product as uncharacterized. The record is from RefSeq and is a predicted model, not a curated record. NCBI's taxonomy places the organism in Eukaryota, Fungi, Basidiomycota, Pucciniomycetes, Pucciniales, Pucciniaceae. Gene Ontology annotation, biological process: translation. Gene Ontology annotation, molecular function: structural constituent of ribosome. Bases 1 to 543 code for a protein of 180 amino acids. Gene Ontology annotation, cellular component: mitochondrial large ribosomal subunit. The transcript has 2 exons.